Bactrocera oleae (olive fruit fly) is the source of this 1198-nucleotide messenger RNA. Its product is annotated as sperm flagellar protein 1. The record is from RefSeq and is a predicted model, not a curated record. Lineage: Eukaryota; Metazoa; Arthropoda; Insecta; Diptera; Tephritidae. Gene Ontology annotation, cellular component: axoneme. Gene Ontology annotation, biological process: regulation of cytoskeleton organization. Gene Ontology annotation, molecular function: microtubule binding.
UGCUUUUAAUCAUCUUUUUUUCCGAUUUUUCAUAGUACAAAGGAAUACAUAAGUGAACGCAGACUUUUUCUGCGAUGUGUAUAUACAUAUUUUAAACGCACUUUUCAAUUAAAUAUAUUUGGGAAAAGGAGGCUUUUAUAGCAUUGUCAAACAAAAUAUUAAAAUCAAAAAGCAAUAUUUAUAAAAAAUUAAAUUCUAAAAAUAAAAGCGUUAUUUAUCCGAAACUCAAUAUGCCAAAGAGAUUAACUGAAGAGGAGCUUUGCGAGCUUAAAGUAUGGCUAGUUGACCAACAAAUUAAUCCAAAUAAAAUGCACCGAGAGUUUUCGGAUGCAGUUCCUGUUGCCAAUUUAUUGAAAAAAUUGUAUCCCAAGUUAAUCGAUUUGCAUAAUUAUCCUCCACGAAACAACACUCAACUAAAGUUAAACAAUUGGGAAACUCUCAAUUUUAAAGCUCUUGGAAAAAUUGGCCUUCAACAAACAAACUCCAUGUUACAAAAAUUAGCAAAAGGAACGCCUGGAGCAAUAGAAUCGCUGCUUUAUGAUAUAAAAAUUCAAAGCAAAGCUAAACAAUCUGAUAGAAUUGACGAUCAAGAGCAAGCUUGGUCGGAAAACGAUGAUAUUAUUGCCGUCAAUGUUAGUAAAAAAAUUGGUGAUGCGAUCGUCCAAGUGCCACAAAAAAUGAUUUUAUAUUCGAUCUACGAGAACGCUGUUCGUGAAUCUCAGGCAAAAGACUCGUAUUUGAAUGCUGCAAAUCAAAAAAUUGCUCACCUAGAAAACAUAUUAAAACUUAAAGCGGAGCGCAUAGAAGAAUUGUGUGCACAACUCGCAAAAGUAUCGGUGCGAAGUUUGAUAAAGCAACAUAAUUUAGAAAACUCAAGCCCUAAUUCUCUUCUUAAUUUUGAUAAUAUCGAAAAUGAGACAAAUAGCAAACACAUUGAUUUCUGAAUAUUUUCAAUUUGAUAUUCCAGCUGUCAUUUAGUGAUCUGUCGAAAUUAGACAUGUAAAGUAUACAUAACUUAGACUCGUUGAAAUAUAUACAUAUAUACAAACAUAUAUAUUUAUGUAAAUAUGACAUCUCAAAAACUGGUUUAACAAUUGCGUGAAGAAUUCGGAAAAAGAACACUAUAGCUAAAUAAAUAGAUCUUAUUCGUAAUCAGAUGCAAACGAUAACUUGAAUAAAAUUUUUGAUGAAAUCGGUA